Penaeus monodon (black tiger shrimp) is the source of this 892-nucleotide messenger RNA. Its product is annotated as selenoprotein W-like. The record is from RefSeq and is a predicted model, not a curated record. NCBI's taxonomy places the organism in Eukaryota, Metazoa, Arthropoda, Malacostraca, Decapoda, Penaeidae. The transcript is spliced from 4 exons.
UACUCGCAUGCAUCGGCUGUCAGGCUGGUUGGCAAUACUGCGCCGCCGAAGCCCGUCCCUCAGCAGACGAGAAUCGGACGUCAGAAGAGUAGGUCUUCGGUCGGGAGCUCCUCCUAUUUGAUAAAUUAUUUACUUCUCUGGGCUGGCAUAAGCUCCAGAACUACGCAGAUAUGGUGAAAGUUGACAUAGAGUAUUGUGGUGGAUGAGGGUACGCCCCCCGCUAUGAGGAACUGGCCCGUGUCAUCCGGUCAAAAGUUCCUCAGGCGGAAGUUGUUGGAGCUGUUGGGAGGAGGACUUCUUUUGAAGUGUCCAUUGAUGGCACACUUAUCCACUCGAAGAUUAAAACUAUGAGCUUCCCUGAUUUCGAUGAAGUGGCAGACAUUGUAUCUAGUGUAGACAGUGGAGAGGCUGUCCGGCAGGUUUCCAAGACAGAAAUGGAUGGCUGCAAUAUUAUGUAAAACAGGUUCAUUUGAGGUUACCAUCAAUGGAAAAGUAGCUUUCUCUAAGCUCAGUCGUGGAAAGUUCCCAGAUUUUGAGGAGGUGGCAGAAGCUGUGAAAAAUGCGGAAUCUGGGGGUGAAGUUCAGACUGUAGAGAAAUGCCAGGCGUCACAAUGCACCAUUAUUUAGUGUGGCUUUUAAAGCUAUACGGGUGGUGGUUCUAUAUGACAAGAUAGACACCUUCCAUCAUUAUUGUCUGAUAUGAAAUAACAUUUAUCACAAAAUGGAAGCUGUGCUAAGAAUAUAGUAUUUACUGAGUUUUCAUUUCUAUAUGAAGAGAAUGGUGUAAAUAAUUAAACUACCUUUCUUGGAAGAUUGCUAAGAUGAAAGCUCAGUAGAUAUCUGUGUUUCUAACAUGGUUUUAACUUGUUAUAAAUAUAUUUUUAAAAAUCUC